AUGAAUAAAAGAAUGGAGAAGUGGUAUUAUUAUGAAGAAAUUGAAGUAGGACAAUCACCAUCAAAUAGAAUGAUAAGUAUAAUUACAGAAAAACAAUAUGAUUACAAACCAUUAGAAUUUUCACUUAGUUAUAGUAUUUUAGAAACAUUUAAACAUAAUUAUAAAUAUAAUGAAAAUAUUCCGAGAGAAUUUAUAAAAGAUAUAGUAGAUGAAAGAGUAAAUAUAUAUCCAUAUGUUAUAGGAGAUGAAAUAAUAGAAGAAUUUGAAGAAGAAACAAAGAAGAUAAUAGAGAAAUAUCAAACAAAAUGUAAUCCAAAGAAUAAAAGAUUGGUUAAAAUAGAUAAUAAAUGUGAUAAAGAAAUUAAUAUAAAACAUGGACAUGGAGGAUAUGAAUGUGGAGAUAAAGGAGAAUGGAGUACAAAAUGUGUACUAGCUUAUUGUGACUCAGGAUACAAGUUUGAUUAUAAUAAAAAUAAAUGUGUUAAAGGAAUUUGUGCAUAUCCAAGUAGUUGA
Entamoeba dispar SAW760 is the source of this 513-nucleotide messenger RNA. RefSeq lists its product as uncharacterized. The coding region runs from base 1 to 513 and encodes 170 amino acids. Lineage: Eukaryota; Evosea; Mastigamoebida; Endamoebidae. The record is from RefSeq and is a predicted model, not a curated record. The transcript has 2 exons.